AUGGGUAACCUAUCCGUUAGAGAAUGUGUAACUAAAGUUUAUCAAGCUGCUCGUGACGGUUCUUCUGAUCUGGAGAAAAUUUUAAAGCGGCUGAAAACAACUGAGCAAAGAAAAACCGCUUUGGAAACAAAAACUAAAGAUGGCAGCCACUUUGUCACUCCUCUUAUCAUCGCUGCUCACAAUGGACACCUGAAUUCUGUGAAGAUUCUUCUAGGAUAUGGAGCACACGUCGAUGCUCGAGGAACACUUAAGAUAGCUAACGAAGUUAGAAAGGGUUGUACACCUUUAUGGGCCGCUGCUGCUUCUGGUCAUCUUGAUGUUGUUAAACUGUUUAUUAACGAAGGUGCCUUUGUGGAUCUGCAAGACGAAGAUGGCGACACUGCACUUCAUUACGCUGUGAAAGGGGGGCACUUAGAGAUAGUCAGCGUGCUUUUGGCUCUUGGAGCAUCACAACUGCCAAAUAAUCUAGGUUUAGCACCACUUCUUUAUGCCUGUGAUAAAUGUUUCAUUGAAAUCGUGGAGUAUCUUAUCGACAGAGCGGAAUGUACAAAGGAACAGAGAAUUGAUGCUCUUGAACUUCUUGGUGCCACCAUUGCUAACAAUGAUACAUCUUGUGAUACUAAGAAAGCUUUUAGUUACAUGAAACGCGGAAUGGAGAUGAGAUACCAAUACCCGGCACAUCCAUUGCUUAAAAAGAAAAUGGAACCUGUGGAAGCUUAUCAAAAUAGAAAAGAGAGUCAAACUCUUGAGGAACUUGCUCUUUUAGAAGGUGAUGAUCAUGCUAUCGGCAUGGAAGGACUUAUAAUCAGAGAGAGAAUCCUUGGGUCUGACAACCUAGCAAAUCCGCUGAAAAUCCAUUACCGGGCAUGUGUUUUAGCUGACUCUGAGGAGUACGAGCUUUGUUGUGGUUUGUGGCAACGUGCGUUUGAGAAAAAGGUGAAGAGCGCUGUUGCAAUAACACUAAAAGAUCUUGAUGACCUUAAAGAUUUUGCAGCUUUGUUUGGAAUAAUGGUACAAAAAGGUGUACCUUUAAGACUAGAUUUUAUUGAACGCGUUUUUGAAGCACUGGUUGCUGCAAGUGAGAACGCGCGAGAGGAGCAUGAAAACGAGGAGCAAGAAAAAACGCUUUACUGCGCUCUCUAUCUUUUGAUGAUAUACAUCAAAGUUAAAGGUCAAAACGCCAACAUGACUGACUUUCUACAAAGAUUCUUGCGUUUAAACCUUCGAACCAAUGAUGGGAAUACUUUACUGCACUUAGUUGCAUGGCAUGAAACCCCAAUUUUUUUGUAUGGUGACCAGCAAGACAUAAUCAUAAUGCAAAGUGUGUGCAAGUUUCCAUGUGUUGAGACCAUGAAGCUUAUUUUACACGCAGGGUGUGAUGUAAAUGCCGUUAACACCGAGGGAAAGACACCUCUCCAUCUAGCUGUGACGUUCAAGCCUGCUGACCCUAAAGAAGUCGUGAUUUUGUCAGAAAUGCUGCUGUUGCUGUUAGAAAUAGGUGCAGACCCAAAGCUGCCAAACAAGAAUGGUCAAACACCACUGCACAGCUGUGAGACUGACGAGGCUUGUAGAAUACUGUCAGAGAAAAGAGGACUGAGUGUCGACGUUGGAGAUGUAAGAAAGGUUUAAAUGUUAACAUAUUAUAUUUUGUAAAUUUUUUUCUGUCACUUCUGUCACGAAAUGAGAGGAGUACUUAUUUCCGUGUCCAAUGUUGUGUUUAUUAUAAAUACGUCACACUUAAUUAAUUUCCAAAGUCGUCUUUUCGGAUGAAACGAUCCAUCGCAAUGCCGUGAUAGCCACAAAAGGCAUAUUUGGUAGCAGCAUGUACAGAAGCCACCUAGAUUAAGCUAUAUAAUAUAGCUAACGGGAGCUAGUCAGAAUGUUCUAAAGCGGCCCAAUUGUUACUCGGGACAAUUUACUGACUAUAAGAACUGUUAUGAACCAUUCGAUUGACGUUAGCGAAAAAGAAUUUACACUGAAUUCAAAUUUUUCCAAAUAUAAGAAGUUCAAGGAACAAAUUAAACUGAAGCACUAACACAUUUUUGUAAAUCUCGUUUGCAGGCGGGAGAAAGGGAAUUUUGCCAAUUUCCCCUUUCAUUUCCCCUCGCAAUGCCUCUGCUGUUUUUUGCCCCCUAGCCCCAAACAGAGAGCCUGUUUACCAGGCUACAUAAGUGCCAUAUUCCUGAGGGAUUUAUAACAGAUCAUGGUUUAGAGACGGCUAAAAGAAUCGUUUAAAUAGUUUAGAAUAUAGUACGUUUAUUGUACUAAAUUACCUUUGGUAAUAAACAUACCUGAGGGGCAUGUCCUUCUCUUUUCCCAAAGGCUGGAAAAAUAGGAAGUGGAACUGAUAAGAGGAGAGAAGGAGGAGAAUCUCUUACUGGAACAGAAAAAGAACUUAAUGAAAACACGCAGAAGGAGACUGAAACAAAGGAAAUAUCAGGUAUAUAAGAGAAUCAAGGGCCAUUGUGGCUCUUGAAGAGAGUCUAAUUAAGGGAUUAAUAGACCUUUUUGCUGAUACGGCGGCCAUAUUGAACUAAUUCGAUUUAAGGAGUAUUAUGGGAUGUUCAGGGGGCAUGAGCACGAUCAGUUGAAAUAUAGUCUUUCACUGUAUAUUUCUCGAGAAAAAGACCAUCAAACGGCGCGUUCCCAGAGUUCUCUCCUACCCGCCCUACCCGUAGGGUGGUUAGGAGAGAACCCUGGGAACGAGGUUGCCAAACACAGCACAGCGAUCUUUUUCCCUUAUACAAUCUUAUUCUAAGAAAACUUACAGAAAAAAUGCCCGAAAGGCGCUCGUAAAUACUAAACGGAAUGUGCUCAUGCCCCCUGGGCAUCCCACAAUAUUCCUUAAAUCUUAACUUAGUCAAUAUGGCCGCCGUAUGGGUAAAAGGUUUACUGUUUAAGAAGAAUAAUUGUAUCCUGGAUAAUCAUUGAGCUCCAUUGAUGAGCUGUUAGGUGCCAGUUCGGGUGAGGUGUAAAGAGUGAGUAUAUUUCAAACAAGGGGACUGGCGCCAAUGGCCCGAUGUGGCGGCUCCCUCAUUGUUUAAGGCGGUAGAAGAUAUUUGGUCUGUUCUCACGGAUUGACAUAAUGUAUGGUCAACAAAAAAAUAAAAAAAACAAAACCCAAUAAAAAAAAUUGAAUUUGCAUUUGUAAUAAAUGAAAAAUAAGGUAAACCCAUGACAGUAAGGCCAAGAGAAAUACAAGAGAGGGGAAUGAAUACCUAAUAUAGGGGUUAAAAAUUAAAAACUAAGCAUCACACCAGGUACAUUAUUACCUAGAGAUCGUACCUCUUUCCCCUUGGCCGUGGAAUGACGCAGCUGUAGAAGAUGGAUCCUAACCUCUCGGAGUUGGUAUUAGAGUGAGGGUAAGAGAGGGAGGUUGAUUGUCUGUUUUUGCUCUGUAAAAUAAACUUACGGCGGCCUCCUUUUAUCCUUCUUGAAGGACAAUUAAGGGAUCUGACACAGCAGCUGGAAAGUAUCCAAGAGCAACUAAGACAGAAAGAGGGACAACUGAGGGAAGUGACACAGCAGUUAACAAAUGUUCAAGGGCAAUGCAACUUAAGGUGAGAGAUGGAGAAUUAAGGAAGAUGACACAACAGUUUACAAAUGUUCAAGGGCAACUGAAGGUGAGAGAUGGAGAAUUAAGGAAGAUGACACAACAGUUGACAAAUGUUCAAGGGCAACUGAAGGAGAGAGAUGGGCAAUUGAGGCAGAUGACACAACAGUUGACAAAUGUUCAAGGGCAACUGAAGGUGAGAGAUGGAGAAUUAAGGAAGAUGACACAACAGUUGACAAAUGUUCAAGGGCAACUGAAGGAGAGAGAUGGGCAAUUGAGGCAGAUGACACAACAGUUGACAAAUGUUCAAGGGCAACUGAAGGUGAGAGAUGGAGAAUUAAGGAAGAUGACACAACAGUUGACAAAUGUUCAAGGGCAACUGAAGGAGAGAGAUGGGCAAUUGAGGCAGAUGACACAACAGUUGACAAAUGUUCAAGGGCAACUGAAGGUGAGAGAUGGAGAAUUAAGGAAGAUGACACAACAGUUGACAAAUGUUCAAGGGCAACUGAAGGAGAGAGAUGGGCAAUUGAGGCAGAUGACACAACAGUUGACAAAUGUUCAAGGGCAACUGAAGGUGAGAGAUGGAGAAUUAAGGAAGAUGACACAACAGUUGACAAAUGUUCAAGGGCAACUGAAGGAGAGAGAUGGGCAAUUGAGGCAGAUGACACAACAGUUGACAAAUGUUCAAGGGCAACUGAAGGUGAGAGAUGGAGAAUUAAGGAAGAUGACACAACAGUUGACAAAUGUUCAUGGGCAAAUGGGAGAGUUGACGCAACAGUUGACAAAUUCUCAAAGACAGCUACAACAAAAAGAUGAAGAAAAUACCACCAUGGGGGAACAACUGAGGGAAAAAGAACAAGAAGUGAAUGAACUGGAAAUAUCUCUUUCAACAGCUCAACAAGCGUUAAGUGAACGUCCACGCCAACAGUCACCUGAUUGGGUCAUUUCACGUGAUCAAAUUCAGCUGACAGAGGAAUGCAUUGGUAAAGGAGGCUGGGGAAGUGUUGUCGAAGGCAAGUAUUGUGGCUGCACUGUUGCCGUGAAACAGAUUUACGAGGUGCUUCUGAACCUCUCCUCUCAUAACAGAGAAAUGUUUGAGCGAGAAAUGAGCAUCGCUUCAAAAUGCCGCCAUCCUUGUUUGCUGCUAUUCAUCGGAGCAACAAACGAUGAAGGAAGUCCUUUGUUCGUGACAGAGCUCAUGGAAACGAGUUUGCGAAAAUUGCUGGAGCAGCGAUCUCUCUCUACAGCUGAAGUGGUCGCUAUUUCUCUGGAUGUGGCGCGUGCAUUGAAUUACCUGCACCAAAAGAAACCACGCCCCAUCAUCCACCGCGAUAUCAGCAGCGCCAACGUGUUGCUAUGGCGACAAGCGGACCAAUGGCGAGGCAAAGUGUCGGAUUAUGGUGCUGCUAAUUUCAUGCAGCAUACCUUGUCAGUUUGUCCAGGUGCUGCAGUAUAUAGUGCUCCUGAAGCGUUUACUAAAAAUCAGACGGUGAAGGUAUGUCGUCUGCAUCAUAUCUAAUCUGUAUUUGUUAUUUGUUUUACUGUUGUAGACAUUCAUUAAGAAUAUUAAAUCCCUGCGAGAUACCGACCCAAGGGCUAAAAGAUGCGUUAUAUGGGUGUGAAAAAGUCGAGAAAACGUUCUGGUUUUGUGAUUUGGGGAUAAGGGGUUGUGGGAUUAGCCCUAAAUUCUCUUCCUUAGUAACCAUGCUCGACUCAUAUAUCGUCCUAAUGUAUUGUGUGGUCAGUUAGUUGACCUUAGACCUUGAUCGUGUAAUCAUCUAGAAUCAUUAAAAAAUACGUCCUUGACAGUCUAGACCAAAAGACCAAAGAUUUGAGUAUUUGGGUAAACAGUGAAAGAUUUUUGUGACCGAGUUCCGUCGUCGAGUGCUGGGUGGAAUAAAGAAUGGUAUAUAAAAGAUUCAUUUGCGGUUUUACAAUAAUGAGUCCUCUUUAGGAAUAAGAUCUAUGCCCUAGGAUUACUAACUUUGAAGUGUUUUGUGUGUUAGUACAAAGGAGUAAAAUGAUGCAAAAGGAGAUAAGUAUUGAUGUGGAACUAUAGUGCUGUUAUCGUCUAUUUUUCGUCUUCAGGUUGAUGUGUACAGUUUUGGUGUUCUCAUCUGCGAGAUUUGCAUCGGGAAACUACCAAAUCCUGACAGGCGUGCCGAGCAAGUCGCCAUGGUGAAAAAGAAACUGCUAAGAGCUCUUAUUCGUAGAUGUUUACAAGACAAUCCUCAAGACAGACCUAGUAUGGAAGACAACAUUGGUGAACUAGAAAAACUAGUUUAA
This is a messenger RNA of Porites evermanni, 5839 nucleotides long. The record is from the annotation of a GenBank genome assembly. NCBI's taxonomy places the organism in Eukaryota, Metazoa, Cnidaria, Anthozoa, Scleractinia, Poritidae.